AUGGCUGCAACAAAAACGGGACGAAGCCAUUGUGGCCAUCCAAGAGCUGACCGUCCGGAACUGUCCAAAAGUAUGGAAAUGCCGGUGAAGGUGCAAGAGGUGCAGAGGGUGUACGUUGAAGGUGAAGGCAUCGUGUGGGAAAAACUGGGCAGCGAAGAAGUGCGAAACCGUGCGAUGCCGGGUAUCAGCGUGGUGAAGAAGUGGUUAAAGGGAAAACGCUGGAAAGGCCUGGUCCAAGAACUGUCUCCAGAUCUGGACAAUCGACCAAAGACUGUGCAAACGCCUGCCGCCUACGAUUGGUUUCACCUGAAAGGAAAUGGUCAUCUCUAUGACGACACCGUGGACGCCUACUUCCACUUGUUGGCCAAUAGCCAACAAGAGACGAAGUGCCACGUCCUCAAGUCCAUUUACUGGCAGACAGAAAUGCUGGUGCCUGACCAUCUGGAUGAUGUCGAUGUGACAUUCCUGUGGCCGGUGUGCGACAACGCCCACUGGUGGAUGUAUGAGGUGCAUCCAUCCCGGCAAGAGGUGACGGUCUGGGACUCUCUUUACGAGAAGGGACACCAUUCCGUCUACCUGGAGCGAUUCGAGACGGCACGCCAGCGAUUGGACAAAGCCUGGCCCGGAAAGAACUGGCACGUGAGCUACGUCCAGAAAAAAGACCAAAACGACGGCAACAGCUGCGGAGUGUGGACCUGCAUCUAUGCAGAUGCUCUGAUUCGACGUUCACUUCCGUACGCCACCAUGCAAGAUAUCCCGCAAUGGAGAGAGCGACUGCUCUGGGAGCUCGUGAUGGGCAGACGGGCUGACAUGUCAGAGCUGCUGCCAGUGCACGGAGAAGAAGGACGACCGAUCGAGAAGAUCCUGCUCGUUGUACCUGCUGAAGAAGAGGCGAGACCCCAGAAAAGAGGCGCAGCACCCCGGCGAAGCCGUUCUGCUUCAAACGAGCGCUCACCAUCGAAAGCCGUCCCAAGGCGUCGCAAAGGGAAGAAAAGCAAUAAGGGAGCCCGGUCCACCGAAGCCAAACCGGCGAAGACAGCUAAGGUGGAAAGAGCCGAAGCGGAACCGAAGUCGGGACUGGCAACGAAAGAACAGAAGGUCGCGCCGCAGCCGCAUUCAAAUCCCAACAUCCUUCGAACCGAGGCAGGCGGGCGCAUCGUCUUUGUCCCACACACCAACCAGCCUCCGAUGCUGUCGAUCAUUUUCGGGGCACAAAGCGAGUCGUCGGUCGGCCUGCACCACGUACUCGAGCAUAUGAUGGUGCAUCGCUCGAACCAUCCGGAUGGGAAGCAGAGCCAUGAGCUGUUGGAGCAUGUCCUGGCCAGGUGCGAGACUCGACUGAUGGCGUCGACAUACUACGAGGGUUUCACCGUACUCACGAGAAAGGCCUGCUCGAAAUUCUCCAGCACUGGAUUGGCCAAUUACUGCGGCCGCCCGCCUUCUCCGAGGCUGAUCUUGGGGGUCACGUCUACGAAGGAGUGGGCCGGCGUUCUCUACAAUGAGUUGGAAGAAAUGCGCCUAACCGGGGAGACCGGUCGACCGCACACGGCGGCAGCCAAGCUACUUUUUGACCCGGACUUCAAGUUUGCUGAAGGCUCGGUUGGCGAGUCCCGUGAUCUGGUGCAGGCGUCACUGAAGCGAAGCUUAGUCGACGAGAUCAAGCAACUCCAUCAGUUCCACUACAUCCCAGAGAACAUGGCAUUCUUGUUUGCAGGACAAUACGAUCAGCCAGCAGUGAAGACCAAGCUCGACGCCAUACUGACACUGCAUAAGAAGGCCAUGCCACAAGAGGCGAUCCUGCCCAAGUUCACGGCACAGUUCGAUCCAGACAACGGGCUUGUCAAGCACACCGAAAUCGAGGUUCCAGAGAUGGAAUUUCCCGUCGUUAACCUCAAUCCCGGCGAGACGGAGAUCAACUCAGGCGACUUGGUG
Molecule: messenger RNA, 1932 nt
Organism: Mesorhabditis spiculigera
Lineage: Eukaryota; Metazoa; Nematoda; Chromadorea; Rhabditida; Rhabditidae
Source: the annotation of a GenBank genome assembly